AUGGCUCUAGCCAAGUUCCUUGCGUGGGUGUUUUGUAUGAUAUUGGUUCAUUGCCAACUACAAUGUUGCCAUGGAGCAGAGACUGUAAAAGGUAUUGGUGUCAAUUGGGGUACACAAGCAUCUCACCCCUUGGAUCCUCCCAUUGUAGCAAAGAUGGUGCAGGACAAUGCAAUUAAAAAGGUAAAGCUUUUUGAUACAGAUUCUUGGGCAGUAAGUGCUUUUUCUGGCACGGACAUUGAACUCAUGGUUGGAAUUCCUAAUAAUCAAUUGAAGAAACUAUCUAAAAGUAUGAAACAUGCAGAGAAUUGGGUUAAACACAAUGUGACCAAACACAUGCACGAUGGAGGGGUUAACAUAAGAUACGUAUCUGUUGGAAAUGAACCGUUCUUGUCAAGUUACAAUGGUUCAUAUGAAACGACCACAUUUCCAGCUAUGGAAAAUAUUCAAAAGGCUAUUGAUAAGGCUGGUUUUGGUGACAGAAUAAAGGUGACUACGGCUUUAAAUGCUGAUGUUUAUGAGUCUCGUUCAGACAAGCCAUCAGAUGGAGAAUUUCGCAAGAAUGUUUAUGAUGUUAUGAAACAAAUAGUGCAGUUUCUUGAUGAAAGGAAGUCACCAUUUGUUGUUAACAUAUACCCUUUUCUCAGUUUAUAUCAAAAUGAAGAUUUCCCACAAGAUUUUGCAUUCUUCGACAGUGAUAGCAGAACAAUUGAUGACAAAAAUGCACAAUAUCACAAUGUGUUUGAUGCAAAUUUAGAUACCCUUGUUUGGUCAUUAAAAAAGAUGGGUCACCCUAACGUGACAAUCACGAUUGGUGAAGUUGGAUGGCCAACUGAUGGUCACAAACAUGCAAAUCUAAAUAAUGCAAAAAGGUUCUACCAAGGGUUCCUUAAGAAAAUGGCAAGCAAGAAAGGAACUCCACUUCACCCAGGACCUUUAGAUGUGUAUCUAUUUUCUCUUACUGAUGAGAAUUAUAAGAGUAUUGCACCUGGUAACUUCGAGCGUCAUUGGGGAAUUUUUCGAUAUGAUGGAAAGCCCAAGUUUCCAAUAGAUUUUUCUGGUAAAGGACAAGAGAAAUGGCCUAUAGAAGCAAAAGGGGUUCGCUACCAAGAGAAUAAAUGGUGUGUUUUCAACCAAGAUGCCAAGAAACUUAGUUCGUUACCAGAAUCAUUAAGCUAUGCUUGUGCACUUGGUGAUUGUACAAGCUUAGGUAGUGGUUGUUCUUGUGCAAAUUUGAAUGAACCUGGCAAUGCUUCAUAUGCUUUCAACCAAUUUUUUCAAAUAAGCGACCAAAGUGUUGAGGCAUGUGAUUUCAAAGGAUUGGCUAAAAUUGUUAGUGAGGACCCAACAAAGGGAAGUUGCUUCUUCCCUAUACAAAUCGUCAGUAGUGGAAAUUUGCUCAAAGUUAUGCAUAAGGUGGGAGGCCUUUUGAUCGGAUUUGCAUUGAUUUUCAUUACAUUUAUGUAA
This is a messenger RNA of Gastrolobium bilobum, 1464 nucleotides long. RefSeq names its product glucan endo-1,3-beta-glucosidase 8-like. Lineage: Eukaryota; Viridiplantae; Streptophyta; Magnoliopsida; Fabales; Fabaceae. The record is from RefSeq and is a predicted model, not a curated record. Gene Ontology annotation, biological process: carbohydrate metabolic process. Gene Ontology annotation, molecular function: hydrolase activity, hydrolyzing O-glycosyl compounds. The transcript has 2 exons. The coding region runs from base 1 to 1464 and encodes 487 amino acids. Gene Ontology annotation, cellular component: plasma membrane.